Caenorhabditis remanei is the source of this 1206-nucleotide messenger RNA. RefSeq lists its product as uncharacterized. Gene Ontology annotation, molecular function: RNA binding. Gene Ontology annotation, biological process: RNA processing; positive regulation of translation. The record is from RefSeq and is a predicted model, not a curated record. The transcript is spliced from 3 exons. Lineage: Eukaryota; Metazoa; Nematoda; Chromadorea; Rhabditida; Rhabditidae. The coding region runs from base 1 to 1206 and encodes 401 amino acids. Gene Ontology annotation, cellular component: ribonucleoprotein complex; cytosol; nucleus.
AUGGGUGAGACUGCUGCCGUUGUUCAGGACGAUGCUGAUGCCAAGAUCAUCAAACAACUCGAGUAUUACUUCGGAAAUAUCAACCUUCCAAGAGACAAGUUCUUGCAGGAGAAAAUUAAGGAGGAUGAUGGAUGGGUCCCAAUUACCACGAUGCUCAAUUUCAACCGCUUGGCGGCCAUUAGCAAGGAUACCGAAAAGAUUGCUAACGCAAUCAAGAGCUCCGGUUCCGAAAUAGUCACCGUCUCGGAGGAUAACCAGAAAAUUCGCAGAAAUGCCGAGAACCCCGUACCAGAGAACUCAUUGGAGUACUGGCAAAAGAUCAAGCACCGAACAGUGUACAUGAAAGGUUUCAAUACCGACACUCAACUCGACGAUAUCAUCCAAUGGGCCAACCAGUUCGGUGAGACUGAAAACGUUUUGAUGCGUCGUUUGAAACCAGGAGACCGAACUUUCAAGGGAAGCGUCUUUAUCACUUACAAGACCAGAGAAGAAGCCGAAGCCGCUCAAAAGGCAGAUGCCAAGUUCGGAGAGACUGAGCUCACUAAAAUGAUGCAAGAUGAGUACUGGACGUUGAAGAACAAGGAGACGAAGGAGGCUCGUGCUGCUAACAAGGCUGCUAAGUCUGCAAAGAACACCGCGGAAGCUGUCGAGUCUGAGAAGGCUCAAAACGCUGUUCACUUCGAGAAGGGACUCAUUUUGGCAGUUGAUGGACUCAGUGGAGAUUCAUCGGUAGAUAGCAUCAAGACCUUCUUCAAACAAUUCGGAUCAGUUGGCUAUGUUGCUCAUGAAAAUGGAAGCAAGACUGCCGAGAUUCGAUUCAACAACGACAGUGAAGGAGGAGCACAAAAAGCAUGGGACAAAGCUGCUGAAGCCGGAACCGAUGGAAAAGUUAUCCUCCAAGAGGCUGAAAUUGUCGGACGCGUUCUCGAAGGAGAAGAGGAGGAAAAGUAUUGGACAGAGUUCAACAAUAGAAAGAAUCAGAAGCAAGGAGGAUUCCACGGUGGACGCGGCGGUCGUAAUAAUCGCGGUGGACGUGGAGGACGUGGAGGACGUGGUCGAGGAGGACGCGGAGGAAGAGGCGGAAGAGAUGACCGACGAGCUGAAAAGCGAGGAGCGGAUGGCGAUGACAAUGGAUCCGAUGGGCCAAAGGCGAAACGUACGGUUUUCAACGAUGAUGGAGCUCCAGCUGAGGCUGCCGCGGAAUAA